UGAAGGUCACCUAAAAACAACAUGGCGCUGUCGAGAGCUGUAAAGGGUGUGUUUAUAGUAGCUGCUAAAAGAACUGCUUUCGGUACCUAUGGAGGUAAAUUGGCAGGGUUGUCUUCAACUGACCUAGCUGCCUUGGCUUCUAAGAGUGCUAUAGAAAGUAUUAAUCUAAAACCAGAACUUAUUAACUCUGUUACGUUUGGUAACGUUAUUCAGUCUUCCAGUGAUGCAGCUUAUAUUGCACGACAUGUUGGAUUGAAGUGUGGUUUAUCAGUAGAAACACCAGCCUUAACUGUUAAUAGAUUAUGUGGCUCAGGCUUUCAGGCCGUUGUCAAUGGGGCACAGGAAAUAGAACUGGGAGAAUGUGAUAUUGUUUUAGUUGGUGGAUCAGAAAAUAUGAGUCAAGCCCCAUAUGCUGUCAGAAACAUCAGAUUUGGUACCAAGUUAGGAACAGACCUCAAGCUUGAAGAUACACUAUGGGCAGGUUUGACAGAUCAGUAUAUUAAACUACCAAUGGGUAUAACAGCUGAAAAUCUAGCUCAGAAAUAUAACAUUAGCAGACAAGAUUGUGAUGAAUAUGCCUUUAGAACACAGACCAAUUGGAUUAAAGCUAAUGAAAAUGGAUAUUUCAAAGAUGAGAUUACUCCUGUGAAAGUGAAGGGUAGAAAAGGGGAAGAAGUAUUUGAAGUUGAUGAACAUCCUAGAGUGACACCAGUAGAAAAGUUAGCCAAGUUAGCACCUGUGUUUAAAAAAGAUGGUACAGUUUCAGCUGGAAAUGCCUCUGGUGUUUGUGAUGGUGCAGGUGCCUUGAUAUUAGCUAGUGAAGCUGCAGUUAAAAAACAUAAUUUAACUCCAUUAGCUAGACUUGUUUCUUAUGGCAUAUCAGGUUGUGACCCUAGUAUCAUGGGUAUUGGACCAGCUCCAUCUUCUAGAGCAGCAUUGAAAGCUGGUGGUGUGGAUUUGAAAAAUAUGGAUCUUGUAGAGGUUAAUGAAGCUUUUGCACCUCAGUUUUUAGCUGUGGUGAAAGAAUUAGGAUUAAAUAUAGAUAUUACUAAUACUUGUGGUGGAGCUAUAGCUUUAGGUCAUCCACUAGGUGCAUCUGGUGCUAGAAUUACUGCUCAUUUAACACAUCAACUACGGAGAAUCAAUGGUAAAUAUGGUUUAGGAACAGCCUGUAUUGGUGGUGGACAAGGUAUUGCUGUUAUUCUAGAACGGGUAUAAAAUAACAGAACAGAAAGUUAGGAAUUAACACUUAAACUACAUUGAAUAUGCUCUUAUCGAAAAAGUCUUGAGAAAUUUAAACGUAGAUGCGAUGUGCCAAAUAUAAAAUUGAGAAAUCAUUUGUCACCUUUCUCCUGUUAUAAUUAUAGUUCCAGUUCUUGACCGUUUUAGCCAUGUAUAGUCCAGCAAAAUUAUUUGUGCAUGUACAGGGAGCGGAGGUUUCAAAACAUAAACAGUCCAUUAUUACUUUAGGUAGUUUAAGUUGUUAGGUGGUUAAUAUAUUUCUAACUUGUAUUAUUGAAAUGACAAUUAAUUUACCUCAUGAUAAAGUGGACUGAUCAAUUGAUCAUGUUUAUGAAUUAAAUCGUCCCUGGAUCUACACAAAUAAAUUGAUGGUACUAUAAUAUUUAUGGUUCAUGACAAUUAUUGUUAUUGUUAUUAUCAAAUUUUGUAAUAAUAUAAUUUAUAUAAACUAG
Messenger RNA from Lottia gigantea (owl limpet), 1694 nucleotides. RefSeq lists its product as hypothetical. Bases 22 to 1218 code for a protein of 398 amino acids. Gene Ontology annotation, biological process: fatty acid beta-oxidation. The transcript has 10 exons. Gene Ontology annotation, molecular function: acetyl-CoA C-acetyltransferase activity. NCBI's taxonomy places the organism in Eukaryota, Metazoa, Mollusca, Gastropoda, Lottiidae. The record is from RefSeq and is a predicted model, not a curated record.